AUGGCUUCCUCACUUCCCAACCCCCGAAGACUCCUGGUCUCCAACCAGGCAAACAGCACGGCACUGGACCAGGCGGAGCCAGGCGUCGAGGUCCUCGUGGACAGCCUCGAGCCCACCACCGUGCUGCCAGGGAUGAUGAGGGCUUUGGUCGCGACGCACACGGCCAUUCCCACCUCGAACGAAGAAGCCGGCCGGCCUGCUCUAAAUACCGCCCCCGGCUCAGGCAUCGUCAUGCCUGGCGGCGCGAACAUCUACUACCUGGACCUUGCGCCGAAUACAGACAGCGCCAUGCACCGGACGCCCUCGACCGACUACGUGAUCGUCCUCCACGGCGAGCUCACGGUCCUGACCCCGCCGGCAGCCUUUGACGUCGUCAACGGCAAGGGAUCGUAUGUGAAGGUGGAGGAGACGGUGGCGCGCGCCGGUGAUGUCGUGGUCCAGCGCGGGUGUAUGCACGCGCUCGCGAAUCGUACCGGUGAAUGGGUCCGCCUCAUGGGUAUUGUUCUUGCCGCGGAGCCGGUGAAGGUCGAGGCCGCUGGGGAGACGAAGGAGCUUGGGGAGCUGUGGCUGCAGUAA
Diaporthe amygdali is the source of this 576-nucleotide messenger RNA. Its product is annotated as cupin domain containing protein. NCBI's taxonomy places the organism in Eukaryota, Fungi, Ascomycota, Sordariomycetes, Diaporthales, Diaporthaceae. Bases 1 to 576 code for a protein of 191 amino acids. The record is from RefSeq and is a predicted model, not a curated record. The transcript has 4 exons.